AUGCUAGCUACCAGUAACGACAAUGGACCCACCGAUCGUAAUUGCGGGGUAUCUCCAAAACCUAGAACAAGUAUUCCCCAACCAAAUAAUCAAUCACCCACUUACCCCAACAUCCUCCGUCUGGGCAUACCUCCACACCAGACUGUGGUGCUUCACUGUAAGGCGCAGGAUGCGAGAGGAGGCAUGCUGUCACUCAUGGUUGCAAGCUGGAGCAAGAGAUCUGAAAUUUCUGAGAGAAAAUCACUGUAUGGACGACCGCGUGGACAAUGUUCUGUUUGUGAAAGACGUGACGAAGCCAGAAAGGACGGCCAACGGCCGUGGGAGUCUCCGUCUCCAAUAUCCUGGAAUGCUGCAACGUUCACAGCUGAACCUUACCAGGCACCAAGGCUGCAUUAA
Molecule: messenger RNA, 396 nt
Organism: Aspergillus niger
Lineage: Eukaryota; Fungi; Ascomycota; Eurotiomycetes; Eurotiales; Aspergillaceae
Exons: 2
Coding region: 1-396 (131 amino acids)
Source: RefSeq, a predicted model, not a curated record